CCAGCGAGUCUCCAAUUCUCUGCGCGGAGCGCACGCCCCCCGCCUGCCCGGGGAUCCCCGCACACCCCCCGAGACGGCGCGCGCCCAGAGCGCGGGAGCCCGGAGCGCUGCUGGGCGCCUGGGAUCCCGCGGAGCCGCUGCCCAGCCCGCGGGGCUCGGCAGAGAUGCAGGCUGCGCUGUGAGCCAGGGCGCCAAGGCCAUGUCCGGCGCCCGCUGCCGGACCCUGUACCCCUUCUCCGGGGAGCGGCACGGGCAGGGGCUGCGCUUCGCCGCGGGCGAGCUGAUCACGCUGCUGCAGGUCCCGGACGGCGGCUGGUGGGAAGGCGAGAAGGAGGACGGACUCCGCGGCUGGUUCCCAGCGAGCUAUGUGCAGUUGCUGGAGAAGCCUGGAAUGGUCCCCCCUCCACCAGGAGAGGAAAGCCAGACUGUCAUUCUCCCACCUGGCUGGCAAAGCUACCUGUCUCCUCAGGGGCGGCGUUACUAUGUCAACACGACCACCAACGAGACCACCUGGGAGCGUCCCAGCAGUUCUCCUGGGAUUCCAGCCAGCCCUGGCCCUCACAGGAGCUCUCUGCCUCCAACAGUGAAUGGAUACCACGCAUCAGGGAUCCCAGCGCACCCUCCUGAGACUGCCCACAUGAGUGUCCGAAAAUCCACCGGCGAUCCCCAGAACCUGGGAUCCUCGUCACCAGGGAAAAAGCAGAGCAAGGAAAACACCAUCACGAUAAACUGUGUGACGUUCCCUCACCCAGACACAAUGCCAGAACAGCAGCUGCUGAAACCAACUGAAUGGAGCUACUGCGACUAUUUCUGGGCUGAUAAGAAGGACCCCCAAGGCAAUGGCACUGUGGCUGGGUUUGAACUGCUGCUUCAGAAACAACUGAAGGGCAAACAGAUGCAGAAGGAAAUGUCAGAAUUCAUCCGGGAAAGGAUAAAGAUUGAAGAAGAAUAUGCGAAAAACUUAGCUAAGCUGUCUCAGAACUCCUUGGCCGCACAGGAAGAAGGCUCCCUGGGAGAAGCAUGGGCGCAGGUGAAGAAGAGCCUUGCAGAUGAGGCAGAAGUUCACCUCAAGUUCUCUGCCAAGCUUCACAGCGAGGUAGAAAAGCCCCUCAUGAACUUCCGCGAAAACUUCAAGAAAGACAUGAAAAAGUGUGACCACCACAUCGCUGACCUCCGCAAGCAGCUCGCCAGCCGCUAUGCCUCAGUGGAGAAGGCCCGGAAAGCCCUCACUGAGCGGCAGAGAGACCUGGAGAUGAAGACCCAGCAGCUGGAGAUCAAGCUGAGCAACAAGAUGGAGGAAGACAUCAAGAAGGCGCGGAGGAAGUCCACGCAGGCUGGAGAUGACCUCAUGCGCUGUGUGGACCUUUACAACCAGGCCCAGUCCAAGUGGUUUGAAGAAAUGGUGACUACCACAUUGGAGCUGGAGCGACUAGAGGUGGAGAGGGUAGAGAUGAUCCGGCAACAUCUGUGCCAAUACACACAACUGCGGCAUGAGACAGACAUGUUCAACCAAAGUACAGUCGAGCCUGUGGACCAACUGCUUCAAAAAGUGGACCCAGCCAAAGACAGGGAGCUGUGGGUUAGAGAGCACAAGACGGGCAACAUCCGCCCUGUGGACAUGGAGAUCUAGAAGGGCAUGUGUGGCCCCGGGGGUCCUGCCAAGGAGAGAGGCUGGGGGGUCCCACAGAGACGAGGUGGUGCUUCCUGCCAUAGGUCCUCCUGCUGAGCUGCCCUCCCACCCACUCUCCUGGUCAGCUGAGGAGAGCGGAGGGUGCGGUGAUUCCGCAAGAAGCUGGUUUUUCCAGAAGGGCAGCCCGGAAGGCCCUGCUGGGAGCUCCCCAGUGUUCCCAGGCCAGGAGGACAGAUCCACAGCCCUGCCCUUGUCUCUGAGGCCGAAGUCCCCCAACUCCCAUGCUGUGCUUGCCACUCUGAGAACGAACUGAGGCUGGAACUUUGUGGUCCCUGCUGAGGACUGCAGGGGUCACCUUACCACCCAGAGCCAGCUGUGUCACACAUUUGUGCCCCUGGAAGCCCCAAGAUCCUUCCUCCAGCUGUCUCUUUGUCUCCAGGGCUUUGGAAGGUCAGGGGAGGGAGGUCUCUUUCUCCGAGCCAAGUGUCAGGAUCAAAAUUUGUAUAGAAGGCACCAUUCAGCUGAACGGCCCUCAUUCAGCAUCCUUUGCAGCCUGCCCUCUUUGUUUUUCCCAUUGCAUUCUGGGAGCCCACAUCCUGGCUCUUCUCUGUCACGUUUCAUCAUUAAGGGUCUUGGGAAGAAGACUUGGCUCCUGUCUUCCCAGACUGACACUGCCUGGAGAGAUCAGGAUGGAACUACCUCAUUUGGCAAAUUAGCCCUGAUUCAGAACGUUGAAUUGUGUUCCCUAUAGAUCAGGCAUCCUCUGUAAAGUCUCCUCUCUGGAAAUCCCAAUCCAUCCAGCCUUCUGAUGCUCCCUCCUCCCACCCUUACCCUCUCCCAGGCUCUUAAUGGAGCUGGGUCAUUCCCGUGUGGGAGAUGGGUUGGGGCAAUUCUUUGUUAUACCCCCAGUAGCUCCACCUGCUUGUGCACGGCCAGGUUGGGACCACUGUCCCUUGUAGAUUUUCUCUCACAAGUGGUCACUGUAUAGGCACAUGGCCACAGUAGGUUGUUGCCUGAUAGGCAGUGUCCCACCACCUUGGCUUCUCAGCUCCUGCACACUUCAGAGCCCUGCACCAAGCAUCGGCUUGUUGCUGGUACCAUCUUCCCCUUUCUCUAUCUCCUGAUUCCUGGAAAAGCUCGAUUUGAGAGUGACUUAGAAAGCUUUCAGGGCUGCCAUCAGGUCCUUGCAUAUCACUUUCUCCCUUUCCAAAUCAUAGCAAACACAUCCUCCAUCAUGUUAAGUCUUGAGAAUCCAUGCGAAGGGACCAGAAUAAGAAAAGGGACCAGAAUAAGAAAAAGGACCUGAAGGAGGUCACACCGCUAGCAAGGGGCAGAUUCUAGCCUGGAACUCAUGUUUCUUAGUUCAUCUUUCCCAUUGAUUACUUCGGAUUUACAGGACCCAUACGUUUCCCAUAAGGGCAGAAUUCUAAGAGCACAACUCUCUGGCCUUUCUCUCAGUCUUACAUGCCAGUAACUGACAACUUAGUGACAUUGAAUCUUUUAGCACCUCUUUCAUUGAGUCAAAAUUUUUCUCUCAUAGUUUGUGGUAAAAAGAUGCCAAAUAUUCUAAAGCAAACCAAACUUUGUCACUUUUUUCUUCUUAUUGGAGCAUCCCAACCAAAAAGCUCAGUGUGAGGGCUUUACCAACUUGAAGAUCAUCGGGAUGGAUGUGUCCAUGGGAUGGAGAACCCCUCCUUCCAGAUCUGGGGUUGGGCCGUGACACCAACUACCAAUCUUAGAAUAUUAUUUUUUAGUUUCUUUAUUUGAAAAUGGGUGCUAGUAGUAAUUGCUCUGUGGCUUAAAUAAUUUAUGGGUGAUUUUCAAAUAGUCAAAACCAAUAGUCUUGUUAUUAACACAUAUUUUGAGUGGA
Pteropus alecto (black flying fox) is the source of this 3500-nucleotide messenger RNA. It is a transcript of the gene GAS7, whose product is annotated as growth arrest specific 7. Gene Ontology annotation, biological process: actin filament polymerization; neuron projection morphogenesis. The transcript has 14 exons. Lineage: Eukaryota; Metazoa; Chordata; Mammalia; Chiroptera; Pteropodidae. Gene Ontology annotation, cellular component: plasma membrane; actin filament; cytoplasm. The record is from RefSeq and is a predicted model, not a curated record. Bases 200 to 1630 code for a protein of 476 amino acids. Gene Ontology annotation, molecular function: actin filament binding.